Molecule: messenger RNA, 534 nt
Organism: Podospora anserina S mat+
Lineage: Eukaryota; Fungi; Ascomycota; Sordariomycetes; Sordariales; Podosporaceae
Exons: 4
Coding region: 1-534 (177 amino acids)
Cellular component (GO): signal peptidase complex; membrane
Molecular function (GO): serine-type endopeptidase activity
Source: RefSeq, a predicted model, not a curated record
AUGUUAUCAGCCUUAGGAAACCCGCGGCAGGCCGCCGCCCAGCUCAUGAACUUUGGCCUGAUACUGUCCACGGCUUUUAUGAUGUGGAAAGGUCUCUCCGUCAUCAGCGAUUCCCCCUCUCCGAUCGUCGUCGUCCUCUCCGGCAGCAUGGAGCCUGCCUUCCAAAGAGGAGACCUGCUUCUGCUCUGGAACCGAAAUCUGUUUACCGAAACGAGCGUGGGCGAGGUGGUGGUGUACAACGUGAGGGAUAAAGAUAUCCCAAUCGUGCACAGGGUUAUCAGCAAGUUUGGCACUGGGUUCGUUAUUCCGCGGCAGUGGUGGCUGUUUAUGGGGAUUUACAACAACGAUUCCGACGACACGAAGCUCUACGCCCCCGGGCAAAACUACCUGGUUAGGGAAGAUAUUAUUGGCAGGAGCGUUGUUGGAUAUAUGCCUUUCGUCGGCUAUGUCACCAUCAUGCUGUCUGAGCACCCAUGGAUGAAGACGGUGAUGCUCGGGAUAAUGGGCUUGGUGGUUGUUUUACAGCGGGAGUAA